This is a messenger RNA of Lottia gigantea (owl limpet), 1625 nucleotides long. RefSeq lists its product as hypothetical. The record is from RefSeq and is a predicted model, not a curated record. Gene Ontology annotation, molecular function: GTPase activity; GTP binding. The transcript has 3 exons. Gene Ontology annotation, biological process: small GTPase-mediated signal transduction. Bases 76 to 696 code for a protein of 206 amino acids. NCBI's taxonomy places the organism in Eukaryota, Metazoa, Mollusca, Gastropoda, Lottiidae.
GAAUCGAGUUCAUCGGAUCUUAUAUUUUUAAUUUAUUAAAGUGAUAAAGUAUAUAAAAGUGAUAAAGUAUUCAAAAUGUCUAUCAGAAAUUCCGGAUCUUAUACAUCGUUUGAUAAAAGUAAUAUAAAAUGUGUGAUAGUAGGAGAUACUUGUGUUGGGAAAACAUGUUUAGCCCGACGUUUAGCAGCCCAUGACUUCCCUACAGAAUACAGUCCGACAAUGUUCGAUAACUAUGCAGCAACCACAAUAGUAGAUGAUCAGCCUUAUGUUCUAAGUUUAUUUGAUACGGCGGGACAGGAAGAAUUCGAUAGAUUACGAGCCCUAGCCUAUAUGAAUAGUGAUGUUUUCUUAUUAUGUUUCUCAGUCGCCCGACCAGACACAUUACAACAUGCCAUAGACAUUUGGAUACCAGAGUUAAAACACUAUUCCCCUAAUACACCUAUCAUACUUAUUGGUACACAAAUAGAUAUCCGAGAUGAACAAGAAGCCAAAUCUAAAUCCAGUGUAUGCCACAGAGACUAUGUCCAAACAAAGGAAGGAAUCAGCGUUGCAAGCAAACUCGGUGCGGAAACGUAUGUAGAAUGUUCUUCGUUGACGGAGGCUGGGAUCAUCAGACUCAAGGAAUCGGCGAUUGAUGCAAGCAACAAAUCAACAAAACCACGAAAUAAUGACUGUAAUUGUUGUCAAAUAGUUUGAAAUAUCUGUUGGAUAUACUUGGACAUUUCUUUUACCGGUCGCCCAAAACGCACCAAUUGUUAGUCCGAAAAGUCGGUAUUAUUAUAAUCGGAUUGGAAGAUAAACCGAUCUACUGGACAGUGAGGUGGUGAUUAUUGUUGUCAAGGAUCUUAUUAAUCCGGUCAUUAAUCAUAAUCAUCGAUUUAACUCCCGCAAAUUGUGGUUAACCGUCUUCAAGUGAUCGACUCAUUUCAAGGUGAAGUCAAGGUUGGGAGGUCCUCCAUGAAUUAUCUCCCUUGAGUGCGCUCAUCAAAUACAGUAAUUGAGGAUUGGUUUGUGCAUUAUAAAUAAUUGUUAAACCACUAAUGACAACGAGGAGUGUUUAAACCAUUCAAUUAAAUUCUACCUCUUAAACUAGUCAAAGUACCAAGUCUACUAUGGUGCGUGGAGAAUAUCAUUAUCAUUUCACCAGACAAUGAAGAGAGGAGUGCAGAAUUUGUCAGAAAUUGAUUUCCUAUAUGAAGUUAAUCUCAUGACUCAUGUUUUACAUGGUAUUAUUAGAUCAAAAAGCAUUUGUGAUAUUUUCAUUAGAUUGAAUCUCAUUUUUAAAUAACAUUCGUUAUAUUAGUAAUUUGGUUAUAUGGUUAAUUAUGCAACAUAAUUUGAUAAGGCUUAAAUUAAUCUGAUAACAUUAAGACAACACAAAUUGUCGUGCAUGGAAUGGAUUUGAACUUAAUCUCCCUGGAAAAAGUACUGAUGCCAUAUUUGAGAUAUUUUAUAAAGAAAUUUGAUUAUAAACUGAUUUGAAAACCUAAUAAGCCCUAUAACCAAAUUAUGUUGUAAAUAUUAAAGAUAUAUUAAAGUAUUAUUUCAUUGUUAUCAUUUUAAAUUAUGAGUGCAAUGUUUUGUUUUUUGUAUCUAAGUAAAUACAAUAAAUUAUUUUUAUUAUA